UCUUGAAUCCAACCUCCUCUGAAAAAAAGCUCUGAGGUACUCUUUAGCGUCGCUACUACCAAGCCCCAAGCGGUGUCUUCCGUAUAAAUAGUGGCGAGAAGGAGAGAACAUUGUCAGUCACUGCUCAGGUUCAGAACUGCUCGCAAAGAUGGUCUUCGUUCUGGCUCCCGCAACUAUCGUGUUGUUGAUGAUGGUUCUGGUUGCCGUGGCCGCACAAGAAACCGUACGCCGACGAAGAAAGCAGCAGCAGUUUGACCAAACAUCGUCUUCGAAACCUAAGAGAAGUGACGACCUGGAGAUCGCUAGACCACCACUGCCACCUGGCCCGACUCCAAUUCCGUUUCUUGGCAACUUGUAUACUCUUUCCAAAUACAGUGAUUGUCCAUAUGAAGGUUUCUCUGCUUUAGGGCGGAAGUAUGGACCCGUCUACUCUCUCUCAAUGGGCAGUAACCCCGCCGUUGUCGUCGGCACGUACGAAACUAUCAAGGAGGUUCUCAUCACCAAGGCUAACAAGUUCGACGCUCGCCCAGACAUCCUACGAUUCCGAUUAUACUUUGGUGGAAACCGUCAGCACUCACUUGCUCUCUGUGACUGGAGUGAGCACCAGAAGCGUCGCAUCACUCUGGCUCGCUCCUUCCUCAUGUUCCGUGGCAACGACGACUGUCUCAAGAUCUUCGAAGACAACGUCAUUUCCGAGAUGCCCACACUCACCAACGAGAUUGACAUGGUGCUCAACAAACCAAUCAAUAUUAAGGAACUGCUGUCGUAUUGCGCAAUGAAUAUAUUCUGCGGCUACAUGUGCUCCAAGAAAUUUGAAUACAAGGAGGAAACUUUCCAGCAGCUUGUCAAGAAUUUCGACUUCAUAUUCAAUGAUAUUAACAAUGGACAUCCAACAGACUUCUUGCCAUCUUUAGUUCCUUUCUUUGGUUCCUACUUGAAAAAAAUUAAUUCAACCACAGCCUCCAUCAGAGAAUUCAUUUUGGACAAUAUCUGCAGGGAAAAAUACAACGUACUGAAGAGUGAUCCAACAAAAAUCAGUGAUCUUGUUGACGCAUGCUUCUCAAAUCUCCUGGUUGAAAACGCAGAAGAAAAAUGGGAUUGGCAGACCAUUCUGUAUAUUGUGGAGGAUCUUCUAGGAGGUUCUUCAGCUAUCGGCAACAUCGUUAUGAGGUUCCUGGGAUACACUCUCCAACAUCCUGAUGUUCUACAGUGCCUUCAGUCAGAGAUUGACAGCAAAAUUGGAAGGGAACGAGCCCCAACUCUCAAUGACAGACAUGAUAUGCUUUACAGUCAGGCAGUACUUUACGAAGUGUUAAGACUUACGUCAUCUCCUAUUGUACCACAUGUAUCAACCGAAGAUACCACCAUCGGAGAUUACUAUGUAGAGAAAGGAUCAAUAAUAUUCGUAAAUAACUUCGAAAUGAACAGUUCCCCUGACUUAUGGGACGAGCCCCAAAAAUUCAAGCCAGAAAGAUUCCUUGUUGACGGCAGCCUGAAGAAACCUGCUCACUUCAUCCCCUUCAGCACCGGGAAGCGAGCAUGUGUAGGGUCCAAGGUGGUCACCAACAUAACCUUCAUCGUCAUCACUACCCUACUGCAGAGAUACAACAUUGCUAUUCCUGAAGGCACUAAACCCGAACUCCCAAGAGGAAAGAUCUCCUUAGACUGGGAUGCAUUUGAUCUUAUAUUUACGCAACGUAAGUGAACGUACAUAUUAUCUUAACUUAUUCACAUAAAGGAGAAAAUAUAAAUGCUUUCUUCAUAAGUCAAAGGAUAAAUUACAGUAAACUGAGACUAUUACAAAUAUACACGUUUAAUUUUGCGUGGUUGUGUUUAAAUUGUCAUAUUCUUCAAUUAAAUACUCACAUUAAACACCAUGAAAAUUAUGACUCCAAUAUACAUUGGUCACUUUCACUUCUGCAUUUUAAAUUAUAUAAAAUUAAAUUAUAGUACAAAAUAACAUUGAUUUUCAUUGUGAAACAAUGAAAGUAUUUUGAAAAUUUAAAAGUGGAUAUAUUAGCAUUGCCUUGAGAAACAACAAAAUUAACAAAAUAGCAAAACAAUACUAAGUAUCAUUAUGUUUUAACAUAAAUGAGUGUCUCGGAGGACCUCACAUCUGACUACCUAAACUUACGAAUUCCGUCCAGAUAUGUUUGCUAUUCUUUAAUUUGGCACGUUUUACAUUUUCAUUGUUCUGUUAUCAAUGGAAUGGAUGUUUAUGCAAACCACUGAGGCUAUUCUUUAUAUAGGUAUUAUAAUUGUUAUGCUUUGGGAUAUAUAAAGCUACUCGGAACUUAUAACGGAGAAGUAGAUUUUGGAUGGGAAUAACAAUACUGCUAACUCUAGUUGUAAGGAGAAAUUAUUCACUCAGUACCACUUGUAGUUUUUCUGGAAUUACCGAAAACGUUGUACACAAAUAUGUUGUAAAUUUACUAGAAAGUAUGAAAAUUAUAUUUAUUAUACAAAAGACACCUGACAGAACCUCGUUUUGUGUAACGACUUUAGGAUGUGCUUUAAUUAAGAACACGUGCCGACGUUUCAUAUAAGGAUUGUAAAUUGUAUUUUUACUAUACAAAACCAUUCUUAAUCUUACUUCAUUAUAAUACAAAUCCUUUCACUAAAAAUUUAAUCAGCUCACAUACCACUGCUCACAGAAAUCCAAUCUUGGCAAGCCUUUCUGACAUAAUGUAGAGUGAACAGUAACUGCAGGGUUCGUAACAUCAAUCAAAUGUUUCAAAAUAUAAUGUGUAGGUGUAGUGUGACAAGAUUUUAUUCAUAAAAAUACCCGCUUCAACAAUCAAACUCAUAGUGACUGUACUGUACAUCCUUGGUAAUUAGAUCUUGUGGGGGUAUUUUCAUUGGCUGUUGGUCUCACCUAGUCCCUAUUAUUGUUACUUGUGACGAAGCAAGCAAUUUUGAGUCGAUGGUUGCAAUCUGAUCAACAACAGCAGGUUAAUGUGACAAAUGCUUCCCUAUACAGUACUUUAAGUUGCUUACUUCGCUGCAUAUUUAUUACUGUAUGUUAUCAGCAAUAUUUCUGGCAAAUAAAGUCACUGGAAGAUAUAAUGCUCAAUGGUUAAGAUUUUUUGUUACAACUAAAGGUAUUAUAUUUUUGAAUGACUUUAUCUAUUUGUGUAAAUGUGUUUUAAGUGCUCUCAUGUUAUGUUUUACCUGGUAAUGCAGGUUAUCAAUUCUCUCAAUUAUUUAUAUUAAAUGAUCGAGUGAUUUUCCCAUGACAAUGUUUAAUUACUUUUAGCAAUCAGUGAGGAUUGAAACGCAUGACUCACAGUGAAGCUGUUUUACCUCAGUGAGUAAAACGUUGUGAAUAUGGUCAGUCAGCGAAGAGUCGCUGAUAAAAAAUGUUGUGAAUGUGGCCGAUCAGCGGCGAGUCGCUGAUACAAACGUUUUUGAUCUCCACGUGUAUAUUCUGGUCGAACAGUUUUUUUUAAUAAGUUCUCAUGUUCUCUUCAUUUCGAUGGAGGCCAUUCAGUACCCAUUUACGUGCCCACCUUUAUUGUAUUUAUUUUUGCAUUUCCUGUGUUUCACUUCAUGUUUAUGUUUUGUGCUUUAUACAGAAACGGAAUAAAA
This is a messenger RNA of Procambarus clarkii (red swamp crayfish), 3588 nucleotides long. Its product is annotated as cytochrome P450 307a1. The record is from RefSeq and is a predicted model, not a curated record. Lineage: Eukaryota; Metazoa; Arthropoda; Malacostraca; Decapoda; Cambaridae. Gene Ontology annotation, molecular function: monooxygenase activity; oxidoreductase activity, acting on paired donors, with incorporation or reduction of molecular oxygen; iron ion binding.